AUGAUGGGUCGUGGUUCACCACAGUGUUUCACGCGUCAUGAGAGAAUUGCAAGUUUGUGUAUUGUGACUGAUGGGAACACAGAGACCUUGUACAGAGCUGCUGGAAGCUCUCUGGAUCUCUUUCUGAAACAUCCACAAGACUCAGUGUCAAAUGUUGACUGGAAGUUCAAUGAUACCACUUUUGCUGAAUACAUUACAGACCAUAAUGUAUCACCUGUAUCACCUCGGUUUAGUGGAAGAUUAAAGGUUGACCAAGAUAAAGUUGGAGUAACUGUGCACGAUCUUCAGCUCCAGGACUCUGGGAAGUAUGAGGUGAUGUCAGAUGGACCUGGAGGGCAGCUUGAUACACAAGUAUUUAACGUUUAUAUUCAGAAUCCUAUUACCAAUGUUAAGAUUGAGAAGAAUCAGACGUGGCUGGUCUCCACAAACAGCUGUAUGAUUAGUGUGAGUUGUGAAGCACUUGGAGCUGAGAACGUUACCUACAGGUGGAGCGGAUAUAAAGGUGCUGAUGGAGCUCAGCUGAAAUUCAGUUUUUUACCAGCAGAAGAAGAAGUUACACUGAACUGCACUGCAGCCAACAACGUCAGUAACAGCUCUGCUACAGAGAGACUCACCUGUACAGGUGCUGAACCAGAUGAUCUACUGCUAGUCUACAUUGGGAUUGGUGCAGCAGCAGCAGGAGGAAUUUUAUGUGUUGUUCUGCUUAUUGUAACUCUGAUCUGCAGGAGGAACUCUGGCAAAGGUGAGAAGAAUGAUGAAUCUACUGUGUAUGCUGAUGUCAAUGACAUUGCUGGGAAAGAUGGACGGCGUAUCAGUGUUGCUAAUGGAAUGACGAUUUAUGAAACAGUGGAUGAUGUUAAAGCUGCUCCAGCAACGACUAUUUAUGCUAGAGUGACACUUCCUCAAGAUGCAAAGGUCAGGGCUACCACUUCCUCACCAUACCAGCAAGUCCAGUACUGAGAAGACAUCAAUUCACUUUUUUACUUGCUUUUACUUGAUUUAUUAUCAUUGUAAAG
Molecule: messenger RNA, 1016 nt
Organism: Trichomycterus rosablanca
Lineage: Eukaryota; Metazoa; Chordata; Actinopteri; Siluriformes; Trichomycteridae
Product: T-lymphocyte surface antigen Ly-9
Exons: 7
Coding region: 1-960 (319 amino acids)
Source: RefSeq, a predicted model, not a curated record